UAUAUAAUCCCCUGAAGCAACCACCCCCCGAAGAAAGUUACCAAUAACUAACUCCUCCAACCUCUUCCACAAACCAUGCAUGCUUCUUCUUCUUCCUCUACCUCGCUGCUUCUCCAGAAUCUUCUUGGGGAUUUCCAUUCAAGAAGGUUGCUCCUUCUCCACAACCCGCUUAACUCACAGGCCAGCCCUCCGGCUUCCUUAAACACCCGCAAUUCGACAGACAACUACCUCGGGAGUGGCAACUUCGAUGCAAAUGUUGUUAUGGUGCUCUCCGUGUUACUGUGUGCUCUUCUUUGCUCUCUGGGCUUGAACUCCAUCAUAAGGUGUGCCCUGAGGUGUUCCGAUCUGGUGGUUAGCUUCGAGUCCGGGAGCAAUAACCCUCCGGCUCGAUUGGCCAACACUGGAUUGAAGAAGAAGGCUCUCAAGACUUUCCCCACCGUAAACUAUUCUGCCGAGCUGAAGCUUCCGGGUUUGGACACGGAGUGCGUGAUAUGCUUGUCAGAGUUCACCAAUGGCGAACGUGUCAGGAUUUUGCCAAAGUGCAACCAUGGCUUCCAUGUGAAAUGCAUUGACAAGUGGCUGAGUUCCCACUCGUCCUGUCCCAAGUGCAGACAGUGCCUGGUUCAAACUUGCCAGAAGAUUGUCGGAUGCACCACCCAGGCUAGCUCGUCCCACCAACCCGAAACCAUUGUCACGAUCGCGCCGCUCGAUCCAGAAGGUCUGGUUCGUAACUACAGGGAAGUGAGCACUUAAUUCAGUGGUAAUUGGUCAAUGUGUGUAUAGUGUUAAACUUCUGAGUCUGUUUUCCUUUUUCUUUUUUCGUUUGAUCCCUAAAUGUACAGAGCUAGUUCCGAAUGUAGCUGCAUUCUUUUUCAAUAGUAAAUUACCUGGAGCAAAAA
Prosopis cineraria is the source of this 899-nucleotide messenger RNA. Its product is annotated as RING-H2 finger protein ATL78-like. The transcript has a single exon. The record is from RefSeq and is a predicted model, not a curated record. Bases 76 to 753 code for a protein of 225 amino acids. NCBI's taxonomy places the organism in Eukaryota, Viridiplantae, Streptophyta, Magnoliopsida, Fabales, Fabaceae. Gene Ontology annotation, molecular function: transferase activity. Gene Ontology annotation, biological process: protein ubiquitination.